GGACGUUGUGCUACGACUCGCUACGCAUACGGUAGCGGUUCAGUGGGCUCUUUGACACGUAGAGAUAUGACACAUCUGUGCAUAACAAUAGCAAGCUUUUCCGACGGCCAUAUAUACGAGUUAGGUUUCGUAGAUAGAUCACAUCUUGAGAAUACGUAGUAAUAUCAUAUUGCAAGGCGUGCAUGUGCGAUCGAUAUCAACCGAUUCUAUUCGAUACAUCAUACAUUGUGCUCUCACGUGAAAUCUAAACUACAUCCUCCCUAUUUGGAGUGGAAUUUAUUUGGAAUUUAAUAACGAAACCAGUAACAACCCCCAAAUUCCAUCAUGUCCUCUGGAAUGACAGCUGAUCCCUCUAUAAUUAAGAAUGCCAAGGAAUUUCUAGAGAAAGGUGCCCAGUACAUAGUUAUUGAAUUAGUAGAAAAAGAAGAUGAUGGUCAAAAGAAAAGGAGUAAAGAAUAUGUCUGGAGAGAUAUAACAGAUGGAUCAAGAAGCCAAAGAAUAGUUGGGAAAACCCAUGAUCUUGUAGAGAGGGAUGAAGUCAAACCAAAUUUUGACGAAUUCCGUGACACUUACUUCAACGAUGAUCGUGCUUGUUUAGCAUACUAUGAUUUCACUUUAAUAAAACCACUUGUGGGGUCUAAAGCUUACAAGAUCGGCGCAUUCAAAUGGUGUCCAGACACUCUGCCAGUUGGCAAGAAGAUGGUCUUUGGAUCCAGUGUAGAAAAACUUAAGAAAGAUUGUGAUGUGGCUGCAUAUACACUUCCUGGUACUGACCCAGAUGAAUUGGUGUUUGAGAACGUACUGAAGGAAAUGCAUGGCAAGUAAAGACACAGGCCCUAGAACUGAUUCCAGCCUAAUCUCAAAAGCAAAGAGGGUUAAUUAUUUUUUUAAUUUCAAUUCCAAAACAUCUAAUAGAAAGGCAUAUGCAUAUGUGCAGUACUGCAUACAACAUGAAUAUGGUGUGAUUAUGAAUAGAACAUGUUUAAUAUCUGUUCAUCUACAAAUGGCCCUUAGUAAUAAUUAGUGAGAGGUAGCUCUGUUUACUAUUAUUGUAACUUGUAUAGAGGUUAAGGUCCGAUUUCAAAAGUGUAACAUGUGAUAUCUCCUUAAAAAGUUCACCAAAUUCUGUAUGAGGGUACAAGGUUUGUCAUAAAGCUCCUGCCCUGCACCAGCUAUGUAGCUGCUCUGCAGAAACAUGGAGAAUUGGUGCCACUAUUUUUCUGUUUUAUAUCUUUACAUUUGACAUAAUUCGUGAUUGAAGAGAUACUUUAUUGGGGCCGGAGAAUCAACCAUGUCAAUAGGUGAUUUCAGGUUAGGUGUUGACCUUUUGGUUUACUUCAUUCAGUCCACCACCAUAUGAUGCUGUUGCUGGGAAGUAUCUCACUCGGUGUUGAGAUAUCAAUGAUGUGAUUGGGAUCAUUCUAUAACCUCACAUGUGGUGUUCAGACACUGAACUUGAAAUCACCCUUUGUGUUGAUGCUAGAUUUUGAAUUAAUUUUCAAUGGAACACAUCCAUGUUACAUGACAAUCACAAUUUCUGUAUUCUUGGUGGGAUGGGGGGGGGGGGGUUAGAGACAGUCCAGAGUUAUCAUUACAGGAUGGUAACUUGGAGAAUUGUUAAUGACGUGUAGCUCAGGUCACAAUACAAAUCCAUGCGAAAAUAAAUGCAUUUUAUUGUCCAGUUUGUUCACAUCAUUCAGUUGAAAUACUGUCAUUUCUGGAAACAGAAAGGAACAGAGCUCUAUUAGGCAAUGAAUUAUGUGCUCAUGUGUGCACAGCAAAUUGACUAGUAUGGAGGUAUUCCAGCAUGUCUGCCAUGGAUUUUUAUUGUUUUCCUUCAGCUUAAAAGCAAAAACAAAAGCUCUAUUGCUUAUUGUAUGAGAGGAUGGUUUGAUGAAACUUUGAGUCAUUGAAGUUGUGGAGUAGACAGUUGUAUAAAGUUUUGGGGAUGGCUUUUUUUUUAUAUAUGUAUAAACCCAUUAAGGUUGUUGCAGUACUUCAAGAGUGUUUCAUAAAACUAAAAAAUAAGCUUUUUUUCCCACUACAAUUGAGCUAUUUUAUCAAGAAAUAAAUGCCUCAUGCUACCAACCACUGAUUAUCAAUUGAGCGGGUCUUUGACCGGUUUUCUUACGGUUAGGGGGUGUCAAAAGAAUUUGAACUAAUCAUGAAUCCUAGCACUGCAUUAGUGUAUAAAAAAGUUUUCAUAUGAUAAUGACUUGAGGAAUCUGAGAUAAUUAUGAUCAUUCCGGGAAAGUUGAUGUUGGUUUUAGUCUUUACCUGUAAGGAGACUGUAAGGUGUAGUUAUGUAAAUAUAUCUUUUGUUUAAAGAAUGAUUGAUAUAUGAACUAUUUCUAUGUAUGAUAAUUCAUCAUGAUAUUGAUAUUUACAAAGCUUGAUCUUUUGCACUUCUAAUAUAUUAAUUCUAUAUUUUAUGGUAUACAUAUCAAAAUCCUUUUUUUUAUAGAAACAUCACAGAAUUUUCCUCCUCUUCAAGUUUAAGUUGAAAAGUUCCAAUAAAAAAAAUGAAAUCGGCCAAAGGAGUUUUGGUGAUUAGGGUUGUGGUUAUAUAUAUUCAUAUUUAGAAUUUUUAUAUUAUUCAUUCAUACAAAAUAGCUCUGUUUUAGAAACCUAUUUGAAAUGCGUUUUUGUUGCAGCUGGAGAACUGUUGGAUAAUAAGCGUUCUCAUAUCCAACAGUGGUUUCCUAAUGUUGAUGCGUUAAAAACAACAAUACAUGAUAUGUCCUUCAUUUUGUCCAGCAAGAUGAAUAAAGUGUUCAUAAGAAAUGGCUUAUGUGUUAUGCAGUAUUUAAAUCGUAGUUAAAGAUGUAACAGAAUCGAUUGAAAAUAAGGAGCCUAAUUAAUUUACAUGUCUUUGAUAUUGCUUUUAAGUUAAUUAAUGGUGAAGAAAAUGUGUACAUUAUGUACAUGUAUUCAUGAUAAAUGACCAAGAGAUUUCCCUGUUAUUCCACUUUUCAAUGUUUAUCAUCUUUAAUUGAUUUUGUAUGUACCAUUAGCAAGAGGAAUAGUAAAAUUAAACUUUAAGUUUAACUCCA
Messenger RNA from Lytechinus variegatus (green sea urchin), 3053 nucleotides. RefSeq names its product cofilin-like. The record is from RefSeq and is a predicted model, not a curated record. NCBI's taxonomy places the organism in Eukaryota, Metazoa, Echinodermata, Echinoidea, Temnopleuroida, Toxopneustidae. Gene Ontology annotation, molecular function: actin binding. The transcript is spliced from 6 exons. The coding region runs from base 325 to 825 and encodes 166 amino acids.